Messenger RNA from Triticum aestivum (bread wheat), 627 nucleotides. RefSeq lists its product as uncharacterized. The record is from RefSeq and is a predicted model, not a curated record. The transcript has a single exon. Bases 70 to 321 code for a protein of 83 amino acids. Lineage: Eukaryota; Viridiplantae; Streptophyta; Magnoliopsida; Poales; Poaceae.
GUCCUUUUGCGCUAACCAUCUCCGUCCCGUCUCCCACGCUCCCUGCCCUACGACGCUAGAGGAGGCGACAUGUCGUGGCUGCAGUACGCGGCGACCCGGAGGCAGCGCGCCGCCACGGCCUGCCUCUUCCUCACCGGCGCCGCGCUCAUCGCCGCCGCCGCGCGCCUCUCCUACGCCAACAUCGAGCCCCAGCGCGCCAAGGCCGCCCAGCGCCGCAAGGUCCUCGAGGACUUCAUCGCCCGCAAGCGCGCAGCCGUGGCCGGACCCGGAGCCGGAGCCGGAGCAGACUCCCACCCCCAGCCAGAUCCCCCCAAAACCUAGCCAUGCAUCGGCGGCGCCACGGCAACACCAGGAUCCACGCUUCGAGCUUUUCGAAUCAGGAGGAGUUCGUUCACUAUCCGAGCAAAGGGGAUCGUUUUUUUUUUGUGUGCGUCUUGCUGCACAUUGGAAUUUCUUUAGCGAAGGGGAUGACUGAGAUGGCCAUCGACUUCUGUAGCACCAUGGUACCUUCUCUGUAUGAAUUGUGGUGCUAAUUUGGUUAGCUGUAAUUUUUCAACUGAUUCCUGGUCGCAGUUUAGUAAUGCUGCCGAGUGCUGUAAGCUAAAUGGCAGUGAUACAUUCAUACCA